This is a messenger RNA of Sinocyclocheilus rhinocerous, 1251 nucleotides long. RefSeq names its product zinc finger matrin-type protein 4-like. Gene Ontology annotation, molecular function: nucleic acid binding; zinc ion binding. The record is from RefSeq and is a predicted model, not a curated record. Bases 48 to 671 code for a protein of 207 amino acids. The transcript has 7 exons. NCBI's taxonomy places the organism in Eukaryota, Metazoa, Chordata, Actinopteri, Cypriniformes, Cyprinidae.
UACACGAGCAUCCUCUAUUCUACACACGUGCCCACAUCAUACAGUCAAUGGAUUACACCUUCUCUCUCCAAGUGCAACACCAUCUGACCGUAUACCCGUCACACUUAUACGAGGACUACAGCUUAGAGUUACAGAUGAAGUCAACAGAGGUGGAUCAAGGCCUUUUCACAGACAGUUACUGCAAAGUGUGCAGCGCUCAGCUCAUCUCAGAUUCACAGAGAGUGGCACAUUAUGAGAGCCGGAAACAUGCAAACAAAGUGCGUCUUUAUUACAUGUUGCAUCCAGUAGAUGGGGGAUGUCCAGCUAAGAAGCUCAGAACAGAUGACGGGAGUGAGGAGGGAGAUGUGGAUAAGAACAAGUGCUGUACACUGUGUAACAUGUCCUUUACUUCAGCGGUGGUAGCGCAGUCUCAUUACCAAGGCAAGAUCCAUGCUAAGAGGCUCAAACUUCUGCUGGGGGAACAGCCUGCCAUAACAGCCAAAGAGGUGACACCUAGUCCAGUGAAAACACCCUCCUCAGAAACCUCACCUGUGAUUUUCUGUGUAGGUCUAAAACGCUGCUACACAUGUGAUGUCUGCAGUGUCACACUGAAUUCAGUGGCACAGUAUCAUGCACACCUGCAGGGCUCCAAGCACCAAAACAACCUAAAAAAUCAGCUGUGUGUCCAGUGAACCAACAGGAAAAACAAGAUGAUUGGAUUGAUGUCAGACAAGCUGUGAUCAGCUUGCCAAGGAUUUUUUGCCUCUAUUCUGUCCUCCCUUUCUCUCUCUCUCUCUCUCUCUCUCUCUCCUUCUUUUACUCUGUUGUCUUACUCUCAACUUGACUGCAAAAGAAGAUCCUCUUAAAGUCAGCCUUUAGUCAUAAUGAACCCUUCCUCUACAGCAGCUCUCCUCCUCAUGACUCAAACACAGACAUCAGACUCUGAAUCUCUGGAGGAGAUGUGACUCUGUGAGAUGUGAUCUGGUACUUAUUCUGUUUUCGCGCCAGAAGUUUAUAUAGCUAAUCUCAGUCAGUUGUUGUGUGCAUGACUGAAUACUGUAUUCGUUGUCACUUUCUCAGCUUAGCAAUAUUUGUCCAAAAUCUGCCAAAUUAAUAUUUAAAAUCAUAACAAUAUUUAACAUAAAAAGAGAAUGCACUCUAUAGAAACCGUUGUCCACAUUUAUUUUUAUGUCUCUCAUUUUGAAUGCACUAUUUGUUGUUUGUGUGCAAACAAUACACAUUAUACAAAUAUCUAUGUGAUUUUGGCCUAUA